Daucus carota subsp. sativus is the source of this 1221-nucleotide messenger RNA. RefSeq lists its product as uncharacterized. The coding region runs from base 187 to 645 and encodes 152 amino acids. The record is from RefSeq and is a predicted model, not a curated record. Lineage: Eukaryota; Viridiplantae; Streptophyta; Magnoliopsida; Apiales; Apiaceae. The transcript is spliced from 4 exons.
AAUCUCAUUUAACAAGUCACCUCCUUGGAAAUUUGUUUUGUAAACUAUCUAAUCAUCUGAGAACUAUCUAAUCAUCGGAGAAAGCAGAAACUACUAGACGGCGGCGAACACUUCAAUUGCAAUCCCGAUACACUAUCUAAUCUUCUAAUCUCACUGCAAUUGAAUUGGGCAGAUCAGACUAGUUUGAUGGAGAGGCUUGUAGAAUUUGGAAGAAGAGCAAUGUUUUAUGUCAGGGUUCUGUCCGGAUAUGAAGAACGCCGGAUUAGAUCUUACAGACUCCAGAUACAAGAACGUCUUGCUAAGGCAGAAGAAAGGAAGGCAGCCUUAAGAAAGAUCCCUGAGCAGGUUAUAUUAUCAGAGGUGCGGCGUAUGGUAGAGGAGAUGCAAAAUUUGAAUAAAAAGCUGGAAGAAACUGAAUCUGCCAUUGAUCAAUAUUUCAGCCCACUCGAUAAGGAAGCUGAGAUGAUAAUGAAAGUUCAACUUGAGGGAGAGGAGAGGUCAAUGAAGGAGAUGGUGAAGACAAUGCAAAGACAGGCUAUCCUUGAGAAAGAAGAAGCGGAGAGAUUGUCUAGUGUUCAAGAUGCAGAAGCAAAAAAAAAUAUUGAGGAAAAAUCAUCCCCUAAACCCCCCAGUGUAGCAGAGUAACUUGGAAGAACUAUAUUGACAUUAGAUAUUCAAGAGGCAUUCUGUUGUCUACAUCUAUAUUCCCCCCCUUCUUCCUGACUAUUCUUCUUUUAAAUCAUUCUCAAGCACUGGUCAAAGCUGUGCAAUGCCCAAGGAAAAACCACUUUGGCCAGUCAGCCGUGGCUCUUUUAGGAUAGACAACAGUUAUCUAUCCAGAACAACAGCUUGGUAAAAUUGUGGUGGCUCGGAGCAGCUAUAAAUGAUGCGUGUGAGAAAUAAUAAUUAUAGCAAUUCUUUAGUGUAACCUUGUAACAAAUCAUGUUGCAGUGUUGAGUUGCUUUUGUCGUGGGGAUAAACUGAGAGUGUCCACCAGGCUAUUUCCGAUCUAACUAAAGGUUGCAGUCACUGGUCAGUGACCUCAGUAUCGGCAUAUUUAUCUUUGGCCCUCUUUUUUGAACAUCUAGCUUAGUAGCUUGCUUAUCGAUUAUUAUCAUGUUCACCAUACCCCAUUUUGCUUUUUCGUCUGCCCUAAAUAAAAGUUGUGUUUUAGAGUGUUUGAUUAGACUUAAUAAAAUUACUUGUCUUGUGUUUGGUCGA